UGUCGCUGGUUUAGGGUACACUCUACCUACUCAAAUAAAGCUAUAUAUAUAUACAUAUAUAUAGGUAAACCCUAUAAUACGGCAGCUCGUUAACUCUUAUAAUAAACAUAAUCAUAAUAAUGCUUUUGUUUUUCUGAAUUCGAACAAUUGAAUCGAAAGCUUAAAAUUCAAAGUAAUCGCAUCCUGGCGAAACGAUCUAGCGCAGCAUAAAACUAAAUUAAAUCGCGCCAGUCAAGAUGUCACCCAAAGACGGUGGCGGCAUCGAUUUGUCCAAGCAUGCGAACAAGUAUACGCUCAGUACGCCCACAGUGCCGGCCAUACAGCUGAGCACGGAGAAGCAAACGGAGACGCGCACAACGGACACUGGAGCAGCAGACACUGGCACGUCAACGGGCAUGCCGCGCACAUGGCGCGAGAAGCUGCGUCUGGUGGCCAACAAUAUAACAGUGGAGCCCAUACUGGCGGCCUAUAUAAUGCCCAGCGUGCUAUCGAAUCUGGCAACGCAGAAUCUGAAUCUGGAGAAGGCGUGUCGCGUGAACAUGGCGUAUGGCGAUGAGAUUUGCGAUGCGUUGACGCGCAGACAGACGGCGAACUAUACGCUCGAGGAGGAGACAGUGCAGCAAAUGGUGGCGCGCAUGGCUGCUUGGAAGACAGUGAUACAGUCGCUGUUUCCUUGUCUGCUGAUUUUGUUCUGGGGCAGCUGGAGCGAUCGCCAUCGUCGUCGCAAGCCCUGCAUAUUGAUACCAGUGGUGGGUGAGUUCCUGGGCGUUGUCGGUCUGAUGCUCUGCGUUUACUUUGAGAAUGCGCCCAUGGAGGCGGCGGCGCUAACGGAGGCAAUCUUUCCAUCGCUAAGCGGCGGCUGGUUCACCAUGCUCAUGGGCGUCUUCAGCUAUAUAGCGGACAUCACCACCGAGGAGGAGCGCACAUUGCGCAUCGGCAUACUCAACGUUUGCUUCUCGGUGGGCGUGCCCAUUGGCAUGGCCUUCAGCGGCGUGCUGCUCAAGCAAAUUGGCUUCUAUGGCGUGUUCAGCAUCUCUGCCGCUUUCUAUGUGCUGGCCUUUGUCUAUGGCUUCUUCUUUCUGGACGAGCCAGUGGCGCGGCCGGAGAAGACUGCGCCGCAGCGCAGCUUGCUGGCGGAUUUCUUUGACAAGGAGCAUGUGGUGCAAACGUUUCGCGUGGCCUUCAAAAAGGGCGAGAAUCAGCGCAGGCAGCGCGUCAUUCUGCUCAUGAUUGUCGUCAUGGUCAUCAUUGGUCCGCUCCAUGGCGAAAUGGCAGUGACUUAUUUAUUUACGCGCUUUCGCUUCAACUGGUCGGAGGUGGAGUUCAGUUUCUUCUCCACUUAUGCCAUGUUUACGGGCCUGAUUGGCGUCAUCUUUUGCGUGGGCAUAUUGUCGCAUAAGCUGGACAUUGAUGAUGCGCUGGUGGGCGUGCUCUCGAGCACUUCGAAGAUUCUCUCCUCAUUUGUUUAUGCGUUCGCCACGCUGCCCUGGCACAUGUAUCUGGGCGGACUGGUGGAGAUCUUCAAUGGCACCGCGUUCAUUGCCAUGCGCUCGAUUGCCACCAAGCUGGUGUCCAAGGACGAGCUGGGCAAGGUCAACUCGCUGUUUGGCGUUGCCGAGGCGCUCAUGCCCAUGGUCUUUGCCCCCAUGUACACCACGCUCUACGCCGCCACGCUGCGUGUCCUGCCGGGCGCGUUCUUUCUGCUCGGCGGCGGCCUCACCAUGUUCUCUGUGAUUAUAUUUCUCUGGAUGUAUCGCUUCCAGGUGCGCAUGCGUCGCCAGGCUGGGCCACGCUCCGAUGCGGAGCGCGCUUCGUUUCGCGAGGCCAAUGGCAACAUCAAUGCGAUUGAGGCUUUGGCGCUUGCCAGCGAGGCCAAGGGCCAGCUGAAUGGCAUUAUAUCCAAUGUGAUACACGAGUCCCUGGAGCAUGCCGAGGCGCCACCACCACCACCAGCGGCAGUUGUGGCAGCGGAGCCGCAGCAGCUGACGCGGCAAAAUGGAAUUGAGAAUCGCGCAUUUGUGCAGGAUGCGCUCGAAAAUAAAAUGAAGGAUGCCUAGGCCAAUCUAUUUCCACCCCUACCCCACCCAACUCUUAGCCCUACCUCUUUAGCCACGCCCACUUGUUGUUGGUCCUGUGUGUGUUUAUAUGUAUUAUUAUGCUUAUUAUAUAGAAUUUGUUACACGAUCAGCAGAUCGAUCUAUCUAUACGAUUUGUAAAUUGCUUAGCUCGUAAGUUUUCCAGCCCAGAGAACACAUUCACACAUUCUUUCUCUCUCUCUCUCUCACUCUCUCUCUCUAUAUGCUAUAUAUGAUUUUUUUUUGGCUUUUUUUUUGUCA
Drosophila busckii is the source of this 2336-nucleotide messenger RNA. Its product is annotated as solute carrier family 46 member 3. NCBI's taxonomy places the organism in Eukaryota, Metazoa, Arthropoda, Insecta, Diptera, Drosophilidae. The transcript is spliced from 5 exons. Gene Ontology annotation, biological process: transmembrane transport. Gene Ontology annotation, cellular component: membrane. The record is from RefSeq and is a predicted model, not a curated record. Gene Ontology annotation, molecular function: transmembrane transporter activity. Bases 237 to 2057 code for a protein of 606 amino acids.